This is a messenger RNA of Solanum dulcamara, 1239 nucleotides long. RefSeq names its product probable protein S-acyltransferase 1. Gene Ontology annotation, cellular component: Golgi apparatus; endoplasmic reticulum. The transcript is spliced from 5 exons. Gene Ontology annotation, molecular function: protein-cysteine S-palmitoyltransferase activity. The record is from RefSeq and is a predicted model, not a curated record. The coding region runs from base 1 to 1239 and encodes 412 amino acids. Gene Ontology annotation, biological process: peptidyl-L-cysteine S-palmitoylation; protein targeting to membrane. NCBI's taxonomy places the organism in Eukaryota, Viridiplantae, Streptophyta, Magnoliopsida, Solanales, Solanaceae.
AUGGGAGGUGGGAUCACAAAUCAAGAUUUGGCUUUUUCUUCCAAAUCUAUGGACCCUUCUAAAUUGAAGAAAAGGCUUUAUCAAGUUUGGAAGGGUCGCAACAAAUUUCUCUGUGGAGGAAGAUUGAUCUUUGGUCCCGACGCAGCAUCACUGUACUUAUCGACAUUUCUGAUAGGGGCUCCUGCAUUGACAUUUUGCAUAAAAAUGCUAUUGAUGAUACCAAAAGUCAGUCCAAUAUAUGGUCAUGUUGUACUAAUUGUGGGACUCAUCAUCACAGUUUUGGCAUUGAGUUUUCUCCUCAUGACAUCUUCAAGCAAUCCAGGAAUAGUUCCUAGGAACUCGCGGCCACCUGACUUGGAUGAAAUAUUGAAUGCAAGUUCAGCAUCUAUGGAGUGGGUAAACAAUGCAGCCCCUGAUGUGAAGUUACCAAGAACAAAGGACAUUUUUAUCAAUGGUCAUUCAGUAAAAGUCAAGUUUUGUGACACAUGUUUGCUAUAUCGUCCACCACGUGCUUCUCAUUGCUCGAUUUGUAACAAUUGUGUUCAGAGAUUUGAUCACCACUGUCCAUGGGUGGGUCAGUGUAUUGGAGUUCGCAAUUAUCGGUGCUUUAUCCUUUUCAUAACAUCAACAACAACUUUGUGCAUAUAUGUGUUCACAUUUUCGCUGCUAAACCUUCUUGGACAACCAGGGAGCUUUUUGCAUGCCAUGUCAAGGGAUGUUGUAUCUGUGGUUUUGAUAUGCUAUUGCUUCAUAGCUGUAUGGUUUGUCGGAGGGCUAAGCGUCUUCCAUUUUUACCUAAUGUCAACCAACCAGACAACGUAUGAAAACUUCAGAUAUCGUUAUGAAAAGAAAGAGAACCCAUACAGCCGUGGCAUUUUGAAGAAUCUCAAGGAAAUCUUAUGCUCUAAGGUCCCCGUUUCAUUGGUCAACUUUCGCGAGUGGGUGAUUGAAGAAGACGAUUCAAGUAUGAGGUCCAUGUCCAUGAGUCAUAGAUUUGGUUCAAUCAACUCUAAAGGGAAGUUUGAUUUAGAGAUGGGAGGCAUACUUGGAAAAGAUGCUACUUUCCAAGUGGAUUAUGGUGGCAUUGAUGAAUCUUUAAAGAAGACGAGGAGCGAUAAUGCAAAUUUUGAUCCUCUUUUCUUUCCCGAUGAUCAAGAUGCAGAGUCAACACAUUCAAAUGAACAAAGAACAGUCAAAGAUGGCAGAACUGAUGAAGGAAGCAACCGCGGAUCUUCAUAG